Molecule: messenger RNA, 906 nt
Organism: Candida dubliniensis CD36
Lineage: Eukaryota; Fungi; Ascomycota; Pichiomycetes; Serinales; Debaryomycetaceae
Exons: 1
Coding region: 1-906 (301 amino acids)
Source: RefSeq, a predicted model, not a curated record
AUGGAUUUAAUCCAACAUUACACAUCAGAAACUGAAAGUGAACCCGAAACCCAACUGGAAGGCGACAAGGAUUUUCCAAUAAAAAGUGACGUGAGUGAAGGAGAAGACAACGAAAGAGAUCAUCAAACUAGCAUCCCUCCACCGCUUCCAAAUAUUGAAAUCUAUCUGCAACUUUAUCAGCAAAACAUGUCUAAAACAGUGUCUGUCACCUUUGGAUACCUUCCAUGGAAACCACCAUUUGCUGCGAUAAGGAACAUAGAAAGGGCCUGUUUGCGUACAAUUUCUAAGAUACCUUUACUUUCGAACAACUAUAAGUUUGUCUCUACACACAAGGACACCUCACGUCUAGUGAAGCAGCAUAUAACUGUCUUUCCCGGUGUAGGACUAAGCACGCCUGAUACCCGUUUAGUGGCAGACAAAAUUUUUGAGAAUAUAGCGAAAUUGGAAGUGCCGAAAUCAAUGAUAGUGAAUGUUGGAGGGGGACUGGAUCCAUUGUCACAGAUACUAAAUAAACAAAGAAAGGCCAUACGUUUUCAAACAGUCGAUUACCUAAAGUUGGCAAGAGGAUUCACAGAUGACAGACUAUUCUUAUUGAUAUAUGUUAAACACACUGCCGACUCGAUAAGGUAUGCCAAUGAGCUUACAAAUACCUGCAGACGAACCCUUGAGGAUAAUGGGUACCUCCAAAACAAUGGAAAGAUUCCAUCAUCAUCGUACCAUGUCUCUAUAUGCACUGGGUAUCUUAAGAAAGCAAUGUUACUGCAGAAGGACAUUGCGGAAGUAAACAAACAGCUUCAAAACAUCACUAUUCCUGAGCUAGCCGACUUCCUGUUUGAUGUUGAAGAAUUUUGUUGUACGGGCUCAAAUAAGGCCAUUUAUUCACAUAGAUUACUACCAUAUACGUAG